This is a messenger RNA of Prionailurus viverrinus (fishing cat), 2665 nucleotides long. RefSeq names its product cationic amino acid transporter 3-like. Gene Ontology annotation, molecular function: amino acid transmembrane transporter activity. NCBI's taxonomy places the organism in Eukaryota, Metazoa, Chordata, Mammalia, Carnivora, Felidae. Gene Ontology annotation, cellular component: plasma membrane. Gene Ontology annotation, biological process: transmembrane transport; amino acid transport. The record is from RefSeq and is a predicted model, not a curated record. The transcript has 2 exons. The coding region runs from base 273 to 2030 and encodes 585 amino acids.
CUUUGCUAGGCCAAGAUCCUUUCCUUUCCCUUGGUUUGUCUUGCACUGUCUCUCAGGUCUUUCUCCUCUGAUACAGAAACAGCACAUGGGAUUUAUGAAGGGCUAUCACAUACCAGAUGAAAUACAAAGCAGGAGCUUUGAAGCCUGAGUAAUGGACCUUGGCAGCCCCAACUCAACUUGGCUUAAUUCAGCCUUACCGAACCAGAUCCCACUCUGCUCCCUGGACUUGCUGUAGCUCUCUGAUCCUGGAAUCCUCUUCAGUUCCAGCUAGAAUGCUGCAUCAGACACUUCGUAGAUUUGGUCAAAAACUGGUAUGCAAACUGAGGCUGAAGGAACCAGUGGCUGAGGAUGACCCACAGAGAACACUGAACACUCUGGAUUUAGUGGCCCUGGGUGUGGGCAGCACAGUGGGUGUAGGUGUAUAUGUCCUGGUUGGUGAGGUGGUCAGCAAUCAAGCAGGACCAUCUUUUGUGAUAUGCAUUUUGGUGGCUGGCCUAUCUUCUGUGUUGACUGGGCUGUGCUAUGCAGAGAUUAGUGCCCGUAUUUCCCAAUCUGGCUCUGCAUAUCUCUACAGCUUUGUCACUAUAGGUGAAAUCUGCGCCUUCAUCAGUGGCUGGAACCUCAUCCUCUCCUUUGUUGCUGAGAGAGCCAUUGUGUUCAGCACAUGGAUCUUAACUUUUGAGAACCUGCGUGGGAACCGCCUCUCUGAGACUGUGCAAGAGAGCAUCUCAGCACACGUUCCCCCUGUCCUUACAGAAUAUCUAGAAUUCUCUGCCCUGGGUUUUGUGUUGUUGUUCAUGGAAUUCAGGAAUAUUUGGUAUUUCAGGUCAUUUUCGACUUCCACACCUGCCAAAGUGGUCAUAUUGGUGAAACUUUUGGCUCUCAGCUUUGUCAUAACCUCUGGCUUCAUUAAGGGGGACCUGAACAACUGGAAGCUCACAGAAGCGGACUAUGUAAAGGCUGGACUCAAUGACACCUCUACACUGGGCCCUCUGGGCGAUGGAGGAUUUGUGCCUUUUGGCUUCAAGGGGAUUCUCCGUGGAGCAGCUACCUGUUACUAUGCAUUUAUAGGUUUUGACUAUAUUGUUACCAAAGUUGAAAACGCCCAGAAUCCCCAGCGUUCCAUCCCCAUGGGCAUUAUGGUUUCACUGUUCAUCUGCUUUUUCUUGUAUUUUGGUGUCUCUUCAGCACUUACGCUUAUGGUACCUUACUACCAGCUCCAACCUGGGAGCACCUUGCCUGAGGUAUUUCUCCAUAUUGGCUGGGUCCCUGCCUACUACGUGGUAGCUUUUGCAUUCCUGUGCAUUCUUUCUGCCAGUCUUUCACGCUUUGUGAGGCCAAUACAUCGGGUAUUAUACAUGAUGGCAAAGGAUGGCCUCCUGUUCUGUUUCCUUAUCCAUAUCUCUUACUUCCAAUAUGCUGUUAUCAUGAACAUUGUGAUUGUUGGACCUAUUGCAGCCAUUAUAUUCUUCUUUGGAGUCACUGAUCUCUUGGACCUAAGUGCAGUUGGGUCACUGAUUUCUCGCUCCCUCGUUGCUCUUUGUGUUCUCAUCCUCAGGUACCAGCCUGAGGAAAAUGAAGCAGAGGUGCAAGAGGAGGAUGUAUCUGCAGCAGAGAUGCUGACUCUACAACGACUACUUUUUCCAGGCAGUCCCACCCCCACUCCACUCUCUGGCUGGGUUGUCCGUGUUUGCUCCUCACUGCUUGUUCUGCUGCUCACUCUUCUUUGCCUGGUGCUGACUCAGGGGCCAGUUCUGCUUUCUGGAGACCCAGUGUGGAUUUCAGUGGUUGUAGUGCUCCUGGUGCUCAUCACUGGGCUCACUGGGGUCAUCUGGAGACAGCCUCAGAUCUCCAGUUCCCUUCACUUUAAGGUCCCUGCUCUGCCUCUCCUCCCACUACUGAGCUUCUUUGUGAAUGUUUGCCUUAUGAUGCAGAUGACAGCUGCCACCUGGGUGUCAUUUGGUGUCUGGAUGCUGAUUGGGUUUGCUCUCUACUUCAGCUAUGGGAUCCAGUGCAGCUUGGUCGCUUAACUUCACUUAAGUUAGGGCCAAAACUGUAGACCUUGAACUCAGCAGUAUGUGUACACAUUUGGCUUGACAUCAUCACACCUGAAUGCAGUCUGGUCCCCCUGAACAACAAUGGAGAGUACUCUUGAAUACAUGGAAACCUAGGCCUCCCAUGGCAUAUUUGUGGGGGAAAGUUAAUAGAGUUCUGUAUUUAUUGUGGAGUAAAGAAUGCACUCUGCUCAUACUUCUUUUUCUUUUUCUUUUCCUUUUUCUCUUUCUCUUUCUUUUUCUUUUUCUUUUUCUUUUCCUUUCCUUUUCCUUUUGACUUGUCUACUUGAAUUGUGUCUGUAGUUGCUUACUGUAUUUAAAAUAGUAUUAUAAAAAGAAACUAGAAAAAAAAUUUAUUUCCUUGUUUAAAUAUCUACUAGCUGUGGGGUACUUGUCUGGCUCAAUAAGUACAGCAUGCAAUUCUUCCUCUCAGGGUGGUAACUUUGAGACCCACGUGUGUGUAGAGAUUAUUUUAAAAAUAACCAGUAGCAGAAUUACUAGAUCAUAGUUACUUUUAUUUUUAAUUGUUAGAGAAACCUCUAUACUAUUUACUGUGUUGGCUCUACCAACUGACAUUCCCACCAACAGUAUGUGAGGGUUCCUUUUCUUCC